Aspergillus bombycis is the source of this 876-nucleotide messenger RNA. RefSeq names its product ubiquitin domain-containing protein. The transcript is spliced from 3 exons. Gene Ontology annotation, molecular function: protein binding. NCBI's taxonomy places the organism in Eukaryota, Fungi, Ascomycota, Eurotiomycetes, Eurotiales, Aspergillaceae. The record is from RefSeq and is a predicted model, not a curated record. The coding region runs from base 1 to 876 and encodes 291 amino acids.
AUGGGUUGUUGCUUGUCCACUUCGCGUGACAACCGCUCCGCAUAUGCAACCCAGACAGCCACCGAAGAGCGCCGUCCGGAUGCGUCCUCUCGCGGGGUGAAUUCAACCACCGCCGCCACUAUCCCUUCUAACUCGGCGCGUGUCGUCAUUCGUUCCUCCCCGGAUCAUCUCCCGCUGAAUGAGAAUUUCAACGCCCCUAUCCGCCGUCAUGUCUGGUAUAGCAAGCGCCGACUGUGGAAUCGUGCGCAGUUGGAUCAGGAGCGCAAGGAGUUCUUCGAGACGCGGGUGACGGGUAAACCUGAGAUCUGGGCCGCGCUGUCUGCGGCGAUUUCGCUCAUGCAGACAGGUGAUCUCACCACGGCUCAGAGCAUCAUUGACGCUGCCGGAGUCACGGUGCCUACGGGCGAUCUGUGUCAGGGUGUCUAUGAUGAGCAAGGGGUCCUCUAUAGGUUGCCACAAUGCAUUGUGAGCGAUCCAGAGAAUUUGGUGAAAUCCAACCUCGAAGAGGAUGAUUUCGACACCGACGACGACAAGCUGUCAUUAGACGAGGAAUCGGGAGACGAACUUAUCGCCGACGAUGCCGAGCGUCGCAGAGAUGAGAAGGGCAAGGUCAGCGAGCGGGACUUGAUCCGUGUGAAAGCACGACUAAGCGAUAGGGGCGGGCCUGACAUGGUCGUCACUGUCGGAAAAACGCAGAAUGUUGCUUAUGUCGCACGCAAAUUACAACAGGAAGCCGAGAUCCCCAAAACACAGCGAAUAAAAAUCGCCUACCUAGGCAAAAUCCUCAAGGAACAUUUACCCCUAGUCGACCAAGGAUGGAAACAAGGCAAUGUGAUCAACGCAUUGGUUGUCGCACGGCCAUCCCCAUCAUGCUAG